Nematostella vectensis (starlet sea anemone) is the source of this 2299-nucleotide messenger RNA. Its product is annotated as sodium/glucose cotransporter 5-like. Gene Ontology annotation, cellular component: plasma membrane. Gene Ontology annotation, biological process: transmembrane transport. Gene Ontology annotation, molecular function: D-glucose:sodium symporter activity. The transcript is spliced from 15 exons. The record is from RefSeq and is a predicted model, not a curated record. Lineage: Eukaryota; Metazoa; Cnidaria; Anthozoa; Actiniaria; Edwardsiidae. Bases 176 to 2221 code for a protein of 681 amino acids.
ACCUUUGACACCAUGCUGUAAACAGUCCAAGCACUGUUUAACAUUCCUCCAUUGCAUCGCGACAUUCGCGCAUAUCAGCUUAUCCACGGGGCUCAAAGCCUGGCACUGCCCCCAGAAGUGUCUCUUUUGCACGAACAAGUGUUCGUAAUUCACAGUGGAGUGGACUCGGUGAACGAUGGAGACGGCGGAACAAGCGCCUGGUUUGGAAGGCUUGGAUGUAGUGUUUAUAAUGCUUUAUUUUAUCGUGGUUAUGGCUAUCUGCAUAUACGCGAUGACCAAGACCAAUCGCGCCACGGUCAGCGGUUAUUUCCUGGCAGGGAGACUUAUGACAUGGCUACCGGUAGGCGCAUCUGUAUUCGCAAGUAACAUCGGAAGCGAACAUCUUAUUGGUUUAGCUGGCUCUGGGGCGGCUGCUGGCUUCGGUGUCGGUUCAUUUGAGAUCAAUGCGAUGAUCAUGAUUCAGAUGCUUGGUUGGCUGUUCGCUCCAGUGUACAUCGCAGCCGGGGUCUGCACCCUGCCAGAGUAUAUCCACCGUAGAUUUGGUGGACAGAGAAUCCGUGUCUGGCUCUCAGUACUUUCUUUGCUGCUGUACAUCUUUACUAAGAUAUCGGUAAAUCUGUACUCUGGAGCUCUGUUUAUCAACUUGGCUUUAGGAUGGAAUCUGUACGCUGCCAUCAUCCUUCUACUUGGCUUAGCCUGUCUCUGUACCAUCACAGGUGGCCUAGCUGCUGUUAUUUACACUGACACUCUGUGCACAUUCCUGAUGACCUUAGGUUCACUCACCGUUAUGUCACUUGGGUUUGCUGAGGUCGGCGGUUAUGAGGGACUGAAAUCUAAGUACAUGGUAGCCGUGUCUAACCAUACACUUCACUCCAAUACCUCGUGCGGCUGGCCCCGACAGGACUCGUUCAAGUUGCUACGUGAUCCUGUCUACUCGGAUAUUCCCUGGCCGGGAUUUAUCAUCGGCGAGACAAUUGUCUCCAUCUGGUACUGGUGUGCUGACCAGGUAAUUGUGCAGCGAACUCUGUCAUCCAAGAGCCUGUCUCACGCCCAGGGAGCUUGUCUGUUCGCGGGAUGGAUCAAAGUAUUGCCACUCUUUACCAUGUUGAUACCGGGAAUGAUUAGUAGAGUUUUAUCUCCAGAGCGCGUUGCAUGCAGUACUCCAGAGCAAUGCAUGGCGGUAUGUGGAAGUGAGGUUGGCUGCUCAAACAUUGCUUUCCCUGAACUCGUCCUAAAAAUCAUGCCAUCAGGUCUUCGUGGUCUGAUGAUGGCUGUGAUGAUGGCCGCCUUGAUGAGUGACUUGACGUCCAUCUUUAACAGCGCCAGCACUCUCUUCACUAUCGACGUGUAUGGACGCUUCAGGUCCAAGGCGUCCGUCAGAGAGCUCAUGAUUGUGGGACGGGUAAUGGUCGCUGUGAUGACCGGUGUGGGUAUCCUGUGGAUUCCCGUAAUUCAGAAUGUGCAGGGGGGCCAGCUGUUCGUGUACAUUCAGGCGGUGACGGCCUAUCUCAGCCCACCAAUUGCCAGCAUCUAUGUGCUCGCACUUUUCUGGAAGCGAACCACUGAAAUGGGUGCAUUCUGGGGGAUGAUGAUUGGCUUUGUGGUUGGCGCAUUGCGUAUGAUCCUGGACUUUAGGUACCAGUCCCCAAGGUGCGGUGAUGCGGAUGAGCGGCCGGCCAUAACUGCCAACGUCCACUACAUGUACUUUGCUAUCGUAGCCUUCGCCAUCAGUACGGUUGCCAUAGUGAUAAUCAGCUUGUUUACAAAACCCCAUCCUGGCGCUAACACCGCCCGCCUGACUUGGUGGACUCGGCACGACGCCUCUGCAUCAAGCGAUCACCCCGAAGAGGAGAGAGACGACGAAAUAGCCAUGGAGCACGUGACCUUGUCACGUGGUAAACAAGCGUCAUGUGACUCAAUGACAGGAUCACGUGACUUAGACAAUGCUUCGUGCCCUGAAGGUACCUCUGAAGGUACCGCUGCAACCUCAGAAUAUAAAGGAUCAAAACAAUCGCGUCUCAGGCGGUUCGUUAGCUGGGUUUGUGGCUACGAGCAAGUUGUGAGCCUGGAUACUGCCAGACGGACAGCGGUCGAGCACCAGCAGAGGAUGCGCUUGAUAACAUCCCUCGAACAAGAUCCUCGCGCCAAAAUCUUCCUCAACGCAAACCUUGUUGUUAUCAGUAUUGCAUGUAUCUCAAUUUUCAUCUAUUUUUCUGUAUAGUAUAGAUAAAACCUCUAGUUACUGUUGUAUCACCCAUAAAUGUAAUAACACCCAUAAAUGUAAUAUCACCCAUAAAUG